This is a messenger RNA of Gasterosteus aculeatus aculeatus (three-spined stickleback), 1174 nucleotides long. RefSeq names its product heme oxygenase 1a (gene hmox1a). Lineage: Eukaryota; Metazoa; Chordata; Actinopteri; Perciformes; Gasterosteidae. Gene Ontology annotation, biological process: heme oxidation; response to oxidative stress; heme catabolic process. The record is from RefSeq and is a predicted model, not a curated record. Gene Ontology annotation, molecular function: heme oxygenase (decyclizing) activity; heme binding.
CACAUCUGUCAGGUCAUGUUUAAGCCGGAGCUGUGUGUCAGCAGUAACACUUCCCAUGCAACUCGGCAGGCGCUGCACACCAGGCUGUAUAAAAGAGCUGCGAGGACUCGGUGGACCUUUAGCUCCGCGGCGCUGACAAGAGGACCUGCCAGAAGACGCAGCUGUACGGAAUAUUCCAGUUUAUGUCAGAUGGAGACCAUGAAGAGUGCGAGGACCAACGAGACAGGGGACAUUGGCAGUGAUCUAUCAGAGCAGGUCAAAGCCGCCACUAAGGACAGCCACGUCCGAGCUGAAAACACACAGCUGAUGCUGAGCUACCAGAAGGGUGACAUCACCCUGCCUCAGUACAAGGUGCUGCUGUGUUCCCUCCACGAGAUCUACAAAGCGCUGGAAGAGGAGCUAGACAGGAAUUCUGCCCAUCCCGCCGUCGCACCGAUAUACUUCCCUCAGGAACUCGCCCGUCUGGAGACCCUCGAGAGGGAUCUGGAGCACUUCCUGGGGUCCGACUGGAGGAAGAAGGUGGUCGUUCCCGGAGCCACGCACAGAUACCAACAGAGACUCCGACGGAUUGGCAAAGAGAGGCCUGAGCUGUUGGUGGCCCAUGCUUACACGCGUUACCUCGGCGACCUUUCGGGAGGUCAAGUGCUGGGGAAAAUCACCCAGAAAUCUCUAGGGCUGAGCAGCAAAGAGGGGCUUUCGUUUUUCUCUUUUCCCGGCGUGAGCAGCGCCAACCGCUUCAAGCAGCUGUACAGGAGCCGGAUGAACAGCAUCGAGCUGACGGAGGAGGAGAGGGCGGCGGUGCUGGAGGAGGCCGUCGCCGCCUUCGAGCUUAACAUCCAGGUUUUUGAUGACUUGCAGAAAAUGUUGAGUGUCACAACCGAGAUGGGGGACGGGUCAAAGGUCAACGUGGGCCAAAAAACGUCUGCGUUCCCAUCUUUACCCAUCAUGCACACCGUGGGAUUGUGUGUGGCUCUCAUCACUAUUGGACUGGGAAUCUACUCCUUGUAGAUUUUGUGUGCACACGCAGUACUUUACCAACCAAUUAAUGCAACUUGUCUAAUCUUUAAAGUAUCAAAUCACAGCUAAAACUAAUUCUCAACUGUGACUAUUAAAACCAUCCUGCACUGUGAAACUCGUUUUACGAUUCCUUUUUAAUAAAAAAAACUUCUCUCUC